This is a messenger RNA of Lagopus muta (rock ptarmigan), 3307 nucleotides long. It is a transcript of the gene ATF3, whose product is annotated as activating transcription factor 3. Gene Ontology annotation, biological process: regulation of transcription by RNA polymerase II. The record is from RefSeq and is a predicted model, not a curated record. Lineage: Eukaryota; Metazoa; Chordata; Aves; Galliformes; Phasianidae. Bases 132 to 677 code for a protein of 181 amino acids. The transcript has 4 exons. Gene Ontology annotation, cellular component: nucleus. Gene Ontology annotation, molecular function: RNA polymerase II cis-regulatory region sequence-specific DNA binding; DNA-binding transcription factor activity, RNA polymerase II-specific.
CGAGAGGCAGAGGCGCGGGGAGCGCGAGCGGGCGCUGCUCUCCCGCCGGCGGAGCGGGCACGGGAGAGAGAGCGGGCGCGGCGCGGCCGGCGAGCAGCCUCGGCCGGCCGGCGGCGACGGACUAAAGCAAAAUGAUGGUCCAACACACCGGCCAGGUGUCUGCAUUAGAAGUCAGUGCCUCCGCAAUUGUUCCCACCUUGUCUCCUGCAGGGUCACUGGGGUUUGAUGAUUUCACAAAUUUAACCCCACUGGUGAAAGAGGAACUUAGAUUCGCCAUCCAAAACAAACGUCAGUCCCACAGGAUGUCUUCUACUUUGGAUACGGUGACAGUGUCCGAAAGGCCGAUGGAAACAUCAAUCAUGAAAACAGAGUUCUCUCCUGAAGAGGAUGAAAGAAAAAAGCGAAGAAGGGAAAGGAACAAAAUUGCUGCUGCAAAGUGCCGAAACAAAAAGAAGGAAAAAACAGAAUGUUUGCAGAAAGAAUCAGAAAAGCUGGAAACUAUCAAUGCGGAAUUAAAAGCCCAGAUUGAAGAGCUAAAAAAUGAGAAGCAGCAUUUGAUAUACAUGCUAAAUCUUCACAGGCCCACCUGUAUAGUUCGGGCACAAAAUGGAAGGACACCUGAAGAUGAAAGGAAUCUUUUUAUUCAACAGAUCAAAGAAGGAACAUUACAAGGUUAAGUGAUAUGGCAAAUGUGGAAAUAUUUAUAGUAUGUUUUAACAACUAGAAGCAACAGAAUCCACAGAGGAUCUGACUUAUGUGUAGGAUUCUAUUAGUAAAGAGCGCUUAGGAAGGGCAGAUUGCUUUCUUAAGCAGGAAGAAUCAUUUUUGGCUUGUCAGAGAUUCUUCCCCUUGGAAGAUCUGGUCUCGGUCAAACUGAAGAGCCUUCUGCCUCAUAAUAGGUUUUGCACCUGUCAUACAUGCUGUUCCUAGGAGCUACAGACAACAGCUUCAGAAGAUUUAGCUCUCUGCUAGUAUACAGUAUCUGCACUCACGACGUUUGUGCUAGAACACUAUGACUUCGAUGAUGCACAUGGUACAUACAGCUGUGCUGGAUGGACACUACUUUUCCUUGUGGCUGUCAGGGAAAGCAGACAGAGUAUUUUUAAAGUUUUGUAGUUUCCAGGAGGAUGGUUUCUGGCAGAAUGUACUGAUACGUAAUUUUGCAUUCUAACCUAACACACACACACAAACACACAAAAAGCCUUUAGUUCCAGUUAAGCUUUGUAACUUUUUUCACAACACUUGUGUGGUUUUUUUCCUAUGACUCAUCUCAGAGACUGAAUGUGACAAGUCCUAGUAGGUGUGACAAAGAAAGGUUUCUUGCAAAAUAUCCAUGUAGCUAAGAUGAUAUUUUAGGAGCUGGAACCCCACCUGUUAUCCUUUGGGAAGUACAGUGUUUCCUCGCAUUCAGGAGAGAAUUUUGUACCAUCACUUGGCAACUGUGUGAAUUGGACCCACUGGAAAGACGGAAGUAGUGAUGAAGGGACUUUGAUAUGGUUUUGCCCAAGCAAAGAACUGCAGGACUGAAUCCCAGGUUCAUGAAUCAUGAAAAGUUUAAAAAAAAACCAAAAUCAUCUGGGAUCUAAUCUUACAAGCCUUAGCCCUCACUGACAGAAGAGGUUCCAUGGCCUGUAGUGAUCUGGUUAUACAGAUGGCUGUCAGGAGUAAGACGUAGACAAAGCUUUUUCCGUCCUUGUCAGGAUUGCUUCUUUUUGCCAGAUGAUUCAGAGGGAAAAAUUAUGAUUGCAGCUACUUUUAUUUUAUGUUUGAGUGGUAACUACAGUCAAUCAAAAGUGUUACUUAGAAUCUAAAGGAGACAAGAGUUCUGAUGUAGUGAAUAAUUGUUCUCGUUUUUUAUUAAAUACUAACCUUCGAUGUUUCUGAACUGGUAGAAGAGCUGCUGGACAAUACAGUUGGAGCUACGAGUGUUUAAAUUCUGAUGUUUCUGUGAAAUUCUCAGAUUGUUUAAUCCAACAAAGUAUAUCCUUACAAUUUUUUUGUAAAAGAAAAUAUCCUUAUUUAUCACUAAUAUCAUAAUGAGUAAAGUUAAUAAAUACUGCAAGCAAGAUAAAACUGAAAACACAAGUGUUGUGCUGUCUUUUUACUUUCAUCUCUUGGUGUUUAAUAUUAUAUAUUCCUAAACUUCACGAGUUGCAAGAGACACCACUUAACCUUCAUCAUCUCCACAGAUGAGGCAUUUGAGUAUCUUGAAUGAUUGGGUGCAGAGAAUAUACCUCUCAAAAUUCUAUAUCUUGAUCAAUGGUGUCUAUCUGCUCAACAUCGCAAUUUAAAUGGAGCUUACAGUACAUAAUAUUUUACACCAGUUAUGCAGUGUUGAAUUUGUGGUUUUAUUCUAAAGGCUAAACUGAAAGAUACCUCAGCCAUAAGCUUCUUCCUCUACAAGUCCUGGCUGAAUGUAUCGGGUAUCACUCCUGAUCCUUAUAUGAUCUUUAUAUUCUGCAACAGAACUUAGUACAUUUUUCUAAGAUCUGGAUAUAUUGUAAUGUCCUAUAUCAUGUUUAAAUGCUAUGUACUUCAUGUAUCUGGAAAAUGAAUGUAUUAAAAAGACAACACACUAGGUCUGAUUCUGUCCUGAGAAUCUGUUUUCUUUCUGUAUGUUGGAAGGAGCUGCCUUUGACUUCAGUGACAUUUUUAUUAAUGCCCUGCAGGCAGAAUUUGGAGCCUCUGCAGUAGGGGGAAAGUUUCAUGGGGAACUGGGCCGGUGCUUUGUCAGAUGAUGGAUAUACAUGAAGUGUGUUAUCAGUAAAUUUGUCAAACAGUAUUCACUGAUGUCUGACUUCUGUAGUAUGGGAGUACAUAACUGAGGCUUCAUGAUGGUAUCGUGCUCCUUGGCUUUACCUUUAGCACAUCAGAUACCAGCAGACAAAAGAGUUUGCCUCCUAUGCUGUUAUAAAGUGUUCCAGCAGAGACUAGAAUAUAAUGACACAAUGUCUCUCCUUUAGGGAAUCUGUAUGGUUGCUUUUAACCAUACUGCUGAUGACGCCGGCGUCAUGCUUUUGUUGCUUGAAGUUAUGUAUUCAGCAUGCCACAUGUUAAGAGGGUACCACUACUAUUGUCAGAAGAUUAUUUUUAUUUCUUUGUAUGUGGAGUCAAAGCUGCUUUCUACUGUGUGUACGUGUGUGUGUGCAUGCGUGCUCCUGCACGCUACUGUAGAAGUGAUGGUACUCAAGUUGAUUUGAUUAUGCCCAUGAAAGAGUGUUUGAACAGAUAGACAGGAGCAGUAUGUUGCAUGAGUUUUUUAAAAGCAUACGUUAAUCAGGAGAACCUUUAAAAUGCAUUAAAAGCA